Messenger RNA from Penicillium paradoxum, 573 nucleotides. RefSeq lists its product as uncharacterized. The transcript has a single exon. The record is from RefSeq and is a predicted model, not a curated record. NCBI's taxonomy places the organism in Eukaryota, Fungi, Ascomycota, Eurotiomycetes, Eurotiales, Aspergillaceae. Bases 1 to 573 code for a protein of 190 amino acids.
AUGGGGUCAUCAGGGGGCUUUGCUAAGGUGCGCGCACACCCCCUAUCUCAACCCUGCCAUACCUCCCUCGUCUCCCAUUCUAUUUCCCAUUGCAGGACCAAGAUCAAAUAUGAAACCAAACUAACCAAGGAAUAUUUCGACGCACAGACAAUUAUCAUCCCAGCCGCAAUCGCACUAUCGCUCUAUGUCCUCAUCUCAUGCGUGAUAAUCCCAUUCUUCCGCCGCUACCACCAGCGCUACUCGCAAUACCUCCCACUACACAGUAUAUCUGCACACACACAGUCCCUGCGUGACCGCAUAGCCGACAAAUUAAUGCAUUUUUUCCUACCAUCCAGGUGGCGAUGGGGCGCACGCACAGCCGAUCAUGAUACAAUCAGUAUCGACGAGGAGGAAGGGGAGACCUUGGUCGGGAUGGACAUGGAUGCUGUGAGACGAGGCGCAUUGGAGGGGCGGCGAGAUCCCCUGGCCGAUGCGGAGAGUCGUCUGAGUCGGGAUUUAGAGGCUGGGUUUAUGGAUGAUAGCGAUGAGGAGGGGAGUGAGGGGCAUAGGAAUGGAGGGGGUGGGAGACAUUGA